AUGGAAGAUGAGGAGUGCAACAAAGAUUCUGAAAUGCUCACUCCUACUGAUAUCUUUCCAGGCUUUAAAGGGGUGUUGAAGAAGUCAUUAAAGGAUCGGAAAUUCCAAGGUGCACAACAUGCCAAAGGAGGAAAUGAUGAAUCUAAGCCUGUUGAGGAGCAAGGCAGGAAGGAUGCUUGGUCUCAGUAUAUGCAAGAAGUACGCAUGUAUAAGGAGAAGCUGGGAGAUGAAGAACCCAAGACACGACCACUAGUGAAAUGAUACUCAAAAGGGCUUCAAAAGGACAAUUUCCUGUAGGCAUUUUGCCGGGUGAUCACAAAGUCCUCUUUCCAUUUCUUCCCCUCAUGGGGAAUGAGUUUUUUUUCCUGGCAUUCUAGAUCAAUGUCUGUUCUUGUUUGGAGUCCGAGGAAGAAGAAGCAAAUACAGCAUGCAGUUAAUACUUAUUUCAUUCUAUCUAGAAGAUAGAUUUUUCUCUGUCCCAAAGUGUCCAAAUGUGUCCAAAUUUUGAAAUAACUUCUUUUCUGGUCAGAGUGGAAGAUGGUAAAACUAUGUUUUUUCUCAUUCCAAUAAGAAUGGCUAAGAAGCACUCUUGCAGUACCUAUGGCUCUCCACCAUCUUGAACUGGUUGGAGGAAUGAUCUUGUUUUUUUUUUUCAGGUGUUCAUUUCCCUAUUGAUUGUCAACAAAUAUUCCUGCAGAAAAUAUAUUGGGGACUUGACUUC
Molecule: messenger RNA, 721 nt
Organism: Darwinula stevensoni
Lineage: Eukaryota; Metazoa; Arthropoda; Ostracoda; Podocopida; Darwinulidae
Source: the annotation of a GenBank genome assembly